AUGGCCCGGCAUGAGCUCUCCACAACAAUACCCGGCUCCUUGGAGGAGGUCACCGUCGCAACCGGACGCUGUCAACAACAAGAGCUUGUCCGCGAAGAUUGGUUUUUGCCGCUGACCAACAGGCGGAGAUCUGGUCCGUUGAAUGGACGCCAUACAAUGGAGCCGACUCCUUGCAACGUGAUAGGCCUAACGAGCAGACCAACACACCCUGAUAAUUUGGCUGCAAUCCCCUAUUUGCUUUCUCAGCCUGCCAGGAGGAGCAGGUCGCCACCAACCAUCGUGAACUACCUAUCAACGAACCAAGAGGUGCCCGCUAGGGAAGUCAGGUGUAAGCUGUUCGCCGAGGACAGCACAACAGAACUGCAGGAGUUCACAGUGACAAGGCCGGUGGAAGAUUCGCAAAGGCCGGCAGCAUGGCCUGCGUCCACCGGUGAUUGGCUCCGGCGCACUCCCGCACUCAACUCGGGGCUGGAUCGCUUGAAACCAGUCGUGUCGCACGUCUCGACACCCUCUCCGCUGCCCUGCAUCCCUGGUUUCCCUCCUCUGGGCGCCAAUAUCCCGCCGUGUCUUCACUGCUCCUUCGUUGGACACCAGGGACUACCAAGACUUGACCACCACGGCACCACUGCGCUUCAUUACUUCACCAGUCUCCAUAUGGGAAUUGGCUCGCAAGACUGGGGGAACUCGGGGGAGCUACGGAGCGUCCUUUCUACUUACCUUUCGGCGUUGGCGCCCCCUCAGAUUAAUUAA
Molecule: messenger RNA, 750 nt
Organism: Colletotrichum abscissum
Lineage: Eukaryota; Fungi; Ascomycota; Sordariomycetes; Glomerellales; Glomerellaceae
Exons: 2
Coding region: 1-750 (249 amino acids)
Source: RefSeq, a predicted model, not a curated record